AUGUGCGACAAUGAGUCAGUCUUCAUUGGGGACCAGGCCCUUGAGUUUGCUACAAGCUAUGGAAUCACCAUAACCCAUUCCACGCCCUACUAUGCUCAGGGAAAUGGACAGGCCGAAGCAAGCAACAAGGUGUUAAAGAACUGCUUGACGAAGGUGGUUGAGGAAAACCCCAGGAGGUGGGCUGAGCUGUUGUCUGAGGUGUUGUGGGCAUUUAGGAUGUCGCAGCCCACAAGCACUGGAACCACGCUGUUUGUCCUUACUUACAGGCAUGACGCAGUCUUACCCAUGGAGAUAAGUGUAAGGUCCACAAGGGUGGCGUAUCGGCAAGGGUUUACGCCCACCACGUAUAGCGAAGCCAUGUUGGCUGAGUUGGAGGACCUGGACGAGGAGCGCCUCAGGGCUUUCGACCAAAUUUUGGCGCAAAAGGAGAAUGUGGCAACCCUAUACAACAGAAGGGUAGUGCCUAAGAGUUUCUAG
Molecule: messenger RNA, 477 nt
Organism: Telopea speciosissima
Lineage: Eukaryota; Viridiplantae; Streptophyta; Magnoliopsida; Proteales; Proteaceae
Exons: 1
Coding region: 1-477 (158 amino acids)
Biological process (GO): DNA integration
Molecular function (GO): nucleic acid binding
Source: RefSeq, a predicted model, not a curated record